Messenger RNA from Coregonus sp. 'balchen', 2318 nucleotides. Lineage: Eukaryota; Metazoa; Chordata; Actinopteri; Salmoniformes; Salmonidae. The record is from the annotation of a GenBank genome assembly.
UUUGAAAUUCGAACACUUAGCUGAAUAAUGAUUUAUUUGGGAAAAUAAAUCAUAAACAUUUGUUUUGCUUUGUGGCAUCUACAGAGAGCUUACCCAGGGGUCUUCGAGGCACCACAUUUUCCAAGAUGGCUGCCUCCAUCACAGGUUUACUAAAACCUUGGACAACAAGGUAAUUAUAAUUUUGCUGAUUAACGAUUGCAAACAUCGAUGAAAUGUAGUGGAUGUGUAUCUUAACACUGAUACUGCACUAGUAUGACACUUAUCAUUGCACAAGCUGUCUUGCACCCAUGCAGACGUGAUUAUAUAACUAGCUAGCUAACGUUAAUUCAGCUACCUACAGUCAGUGACAUUUAAAUUCUACCUUGUUCGUUUUUUUAUUUAGAGACAUGCCACCCAGUGUAUUCAUUGUAGCAAAAUACAAAAUCACCAGUGCUGUAAGAACAUGUUUGUGAAUCCGUGUGAGUGUGGCUGGCCACGAUCUGUUCAUAUAGAUUUAACAAGCAAAGCAAGCAUAGAAACAUUCUAGCUCAGAUCCAGGGCGCGAGGGGACAGGACCAGAUCUAAGAAACACUAGUUACCCCUUAUGUUUCUGCAAGCAACAUUAGAUGGUUAAACGAUCAUAUAAAGAUAUGUUCCAUGAUAGACUAUAACCAUUGCAUUGUAUUUGACUAUUAAACAUGAAGUGUCAUAACCUUCUGUUGCUCAUGCUUCUCUAGGGUAUUUCUGGUGAGAUGGAGCAGGUACAACCCUUACUACCUGGAGCCCGAGCCUCGGAAAGAGGUGUACCACAUCCCAGAGACUGAGCUCACACCUGAGCAGAAAGAGGAGAGGGAGCUGAAAUCUGUCAGGCCCAUAAAGGCAGCCACCAGCUCUGUCACCAGCUCUGUUUUCAACGACCCUGUGUUGAGGUACCUAACCCUAACACACACUCAUGCAUAAGCAUACAUACACACACACACACACUGAAAUACAUGUAGCUAGGUCAUGUGGUUGUAUGUUUAUGCAGUGUGAAUUACAGUUAAUCACUAUUCUUUCUCUUCACAGCAAGUUUGUCAACAUGAUGAUGAAAGAUGGUGACAAGAUUAUAGCCAAAGGUAUCAUCACACAGGUAGAAGUGGGAUUCUAUGGGACUGUUUGAUGGAAUGAUUGAUAUAGUUUGCCAAGUAAUGUAAAUAUACACUAAUGCCCAUCCUUAUCUCUUCCCAGACAUUGGAGGACAUGAAGAGAAAACAGGUGGAGAAGUACCACAAAGCCCCCAAGGGAAAGAAGGCAGAGGUCGAGUGUAAUCCAUACGCCAUCUUCCACCAGGCUCUGGAGAACUGCAAACCUGUCAUUGGCCUGGCUAGCAUUCAGAAAGGGGGCAAGUUCUAUCAGGUCAGUGCUCUCACCAGUUCUACAGUCACCAGGGUCUUAUUCAUUAGUGCACAACGUAGCAAAACGUUCUGCAACGUAACGAAAACAAGCGUUCAGGUAGUCCCUCCCUGUUUCUCUUUUCUUCUCUUUGGUGCCUAAUGAGCACAACCUUGGGGUGAUAGAUUUAGUAGAAAAGUGUACAUCAACUCUUUAUUCUCCACUAUACAGACAUGACAUAAAAUUUAUUGAAUAUCUUUAGUCUCAUACAGUAAUGCAUUCAGUGUGUAAUGACGUCCUGUAUUGUCCCUGUCCACUCUGCAGGUGCCCAUCCCUCUGACAGGCAACAGGCGGCGCUUCCUGGCCAUGAAGUGGAUGAUCACAGAGUGCCGGGAUAACAAGCACAGACGCACGCUGAUGUACGAAAAACUAUCACAGGAACUGCUGGCUGCCUUCUCCAAGGAGGGCAACGUGGUCAAACGGAAACACGAACUGCACAAGAUGGCCGAAUCCAACAGAGCCUACGCCCACUAUCGCUGGUGGUAGUUGUCGACUUUGAAGCCUGGGAGCAGCAUUCAAAAUGGGACCUUCUGGACUGGAAGGAAUUCACCUCAAGUUUGACCGAAGGGACAAUGGAUUGGAUUUCCUUGUUGGAAAAAAAAACCAUCAUGGACAUUUGUGCAACACAUCAUGGGAGAUUGUCUUCAAUGUAGGGCAAUGACAGGCAUUGUAAAUAUAAAGCUCUUGGACUCCAUUGUGAAAUAUUUGGAAUGGUGUGUAUCCAAGUAUACUGACCAUGAAUACAAUUACUGUAAAUGUGGCUUCUUUUACUAAAAAUUUAUUAUGGUUCAAUAAAGAAUGAUUGUGAAAACAUUACAAAUGACAUGAUCACAUACUGUAUUUAGAAUAUAGGUGCAUUCAUCAACAGUGUAAUCUUAAAAUAAAUGCAAAGCUUUGUUAAACCCAGG